This is a messenger RNA of Henningerozyma blattae CBS 6284, 1269 nucleotides long. RefSeq names its product She1p (gene SHE1). NCBI's taxonomy places the organism in Eukaryota, Fungi, Ascomycota, Saccharomycetes, Saccharomycetales, Saccharomycetaceae. The record is from RefSeq and is a predicted model, not a curated record. The transcript has a single exon. The coding region runs from base 1 to 1269 and encodes 422 amino acids.
AUGGCGAACAAUACUAUAGACCCAGAGUACGAUCUAUUGACAAACCUGUCCACUUCCAAAAGAAUAGGUUCCGAUGUCCUUCAAGAAUUAAACUCCAGAACAAAAUCUAAAUUACACCCUUCAUCAAACAUCUACACCACCAACCAUACCUCGGUACUUUUCACCCCAAACAAGAGAACUCCGCUCAAUCACAUAGAUAACCCAGACACUGUGAAACGAUUGAAAUUGGAGGAACCCACCGACACCAUCGCCAAACACAAUCAAAUCAAUGAGAUCACUCGACGAAUUAGAAAACUUAGGUUAAGAACAAACGGUCUCACAACACCUUCUGCAUCCUCCUCAGAUCAUCUAGACAAAUCAGAAAAGAUUAAGAAUUCUCAAUCUCGAAAAAAACGAUUGUCCAUCCAACCAAUCCAAAUGCCAACCCAACCCAUUUCACAGCCCAUUGCACAACCCAUGGCCCAAAAGCCUUCAUCUAAUGACACGUAUCUAUCAGCAAAACUAUUACUUUCCUCGUUAAACACGCAAAAAACUCACUCCACUCCACUUUCCAAUGACAAACAAUUUAAUAGCAAGCCUGCUUCAGAUUCACUCUCACUACUACAUUCCAUAGACACUACCUUACCUACGUCCCCCAUUGCAACUCAAAAAAUUACACCCAUUGCUCAUCAAAAGAUACGAAACAACACCAACCAAAGGAAACCCCCCACUCCAUCAGUCUUUGAAAGACUUUAUUCACAAUCCAAAUCCACAAUCACAACUACUCCCACAACAAACUCUCACAUGUCAAGAAGUUCCACUCUUAAUAAUUUAUCCUCUCGUUCUAUCUCAUCAAAUUCUACAAGAUUACCAAGAAGUACCACCUCGUAUAACAUCAAUUCAAGAAUACCCUCACAAACUAUUAACUCAGGAAUACCCUCCUCCCAUACGAUCAACUCAGGAAUACCCUCCUCCCAUACGAUCAACUCAGGAAUACCCUCCUCCCAUACGAUCAACUCAGGAAUACCCUCCUCCCAUUCGAUCAACUCAAGAAUACCCUCCCAUACGAUCAACUCAAGAAUACCCAGUACAUCCUCUACUUCAACCACUCGUACUCUCCCCAAGAGUAGCACAAUGAACAAUUUGGCUCACACCGUUACUCAUACUCGAAUAAAUUCAACAACACGUAUCCCCACUAAACCUUUGAAAAAAAGUACCACUACAGCAAACUUACGUUCAGCAAGUUUACCUUCAAAUACAACUUCAAGCUCUCGCCCCGCUUGGAGAUGA